AUAUUAAGUUAUGUUUCGACGGCUUUCAUAGAUGAUUGGUUCAACAGAACUGAAUGAACAGGUUUGGGCAGGCUCUUUAUAUAAAGAUUCCAACCACAUUUCUGUUCAGAAGACUAAAGCUUCCAUCAGGAAUCUCUGCGCUCUUUGAAGGCGUCGUCACAUCACAGAAUGGCCUCCUGGACUGUGGGCAAACUCCUGAUCUGUGCCGUCCUCGCGGGACACGCAUCAAAGGCUCAGGAUUGUGGACUUGCGCCUCGGAACACGAGAAUCGUGGGGGGUGUGAACGCAACAGCCGGGUCAUGGCCCUGGCAGGUCAGCCUGCACAUCGCUCUCGCUAACUCCCACGUCUGCGGGGGCACACUGAUCAGCGCCCAGUGGGUUCUGACGGCAGCACACUGCAUGGUGAUAACGACACCUGGUGCUUGGAUCCUCUACUUGGGAAGAGAGACUCAAGCUGGCCCAAACGUUCACGAGGUAAGAAGCACCGUGUCACGGAUCAUCGUCCAUCCGGACUACAACAACACCCUCUUCAACAACGACGUCGCUCUGAUGAAGCUCCAAACUCCCGUCGUAUUCAAUGACUUCAUCAGACCCGUCUGCCUGGCGAGUAGCGCCAGCCAGUUCCACACCUUCACCCCCUGCUGGGCCACCGGCUGGGGCCGACUGGGAAGUAACGAGCCCUUAGUGGCAUACGACUCGCUGCAGGAGGUUCAGGUUCCCGUCGUGGGAGGAAACCAGUGUGCUUGUGAUUACCGCCCGGUGGCCGGAGCAAACAUCACCAACGAAAUGAUUUGUGCAGGAGAAGAGAACAAAGGAGUUUGCCAGGGGGACUCUGGUGGUCCUUUGCAAUGCAAACAAGCCUCAAAGUGGAUCCAGGCGGGCAUCACCAGCUUCGGAGUACCGUGCGCCAGGGCUGGUUUCCCUGAAGUCUUUGCCCGAGUGUCUCAGUUCCAGACUUGGAUCAAGGAUCAAGUGGGGGGGGCAAACGUCGGCUUUGUGACGUUCGUGUCCAACGGCACCGAUGCUGACAACAACUUUGUGUGUCGCAGUUCUGGAAACGUGACCACAACUGAUCCCAACACGGCCUCUUCAUUUGCCCCUGUGCUUACAUUUGUCAUCAUCUUAGCGGCAAUAUUGGUGCAGAACAUCAUGGCACAAUAGCACAGUUCUUUACUUUCUACAUAUGGCAUCACAAUGGAGUUUGAAUUUGUCAAAGUUUCACCACACGAUUGCGCACUCUUUUGAAUGUUUUGGGAAUUGCACUUAUAUCUUUUCGUUUGGCCUAUUUAAAAAAAAGGUAACACCACAUAACUUCUCAUUUAUGUAAAAAUCACCCUUAAUAUUAAAACAAAAUGAUAGAAACAAUAUCAGUCACAGAGAUCCUAUUUCCAUGUUUAGGAUAUUAGAAAUAAAUUGUCAACCCGGUUCAUAAAAUAUAUAAUGCAUUUAGUGAACACUAGAAUACAACCAUGAUUAUGUAUUCAAUAAAGUCAUCAAGUCCACUACCAAGUGGCUUAAGAAAUUAAGAUUUUGUGGUUUAUUGGUAUUGUUUUUAAAAAUUAAGAAUUGUAAUUUUUCCUUAGAAUGUUAUUUGGUUGAUGGCAACCUGCCACAAAACCACUAGAUGCCACUAAAACAUUAAAAACAGGGGCUCUUUUAAUUUACAGAAAAGUACUCUAAAGGGAGUGACUGGAGACAAAGUUAUUUUAGUACAAAUAGUAACGUUAAACCCUUUCAGAGCAAAGAAGCAAAAAUGCAAAUAACAUGGAUGAGACUCAAUAGUGACCUUGAAUAAUAACCCCCCCCAAAAAAUAAUAAUUAUAUUUAAUAAUACUGCACCCUCGUGCCGCAAUUCAAAAAAGAAAUCGAGUUAAAAGUGAUCUUCAACUAAUCCUCAUCCUUCACCUCGGACAAACACAGAAAGAGCAACUCACGGCUUGGUGCCUUUGAACCCAUUCGUGCUGACCCUGUCACACCUUUACCGACAGGUGCAGUGUUGCCAUGAACAAACGGAGAGGGCGAUCCCACUGAGCUUCUGUGGGCAAACACUAAAACGCCACUCCGUCUGUGGAAAAGUUAGUGUGCCUUUAUUUGGAAAGAGACACAAAUGAGAAAUAAGACAAUGGCUCUCUUCUCCCCCUCUGAAGGGGCCUUUGGAGUCGGCGCCUGCUGCCUUUUAUUGAGGCAACGUUUGCAGUUCACACUACGUGUGUUCCCGGAUUGAAGUGAUUGACGUGUUGCAAAGGGUAAAAUACAAAAGAUGUCGUAAUGUUUGAUAAGAUUAAACGCCCAAAGCUGAUGAGUGUCUGACUCUUCCAAGAAACAAAAACAGAAAGACGACUUCAUUCUGUCCACUCUAUUUUUUGUUAGCUCUUCUUUGUCUUUCUGACACCCUCGAUCUUUUCAACAGGCAGAAAUGUUGGGUGCACCUCGGAAAUGUUGGAGAAGAACGAGAGGACAGGCCUAACGACUGAAAGACUGAUAACUGAUAACUCCCUGUAGUUGAGCAGAUAUUUCUUAAAACACGCCCAUAUUCAUUUUUACUUUUUUACAUUUUAU
This is a messenger RNA of Pungitius pungitius (ninespine stickleback), 2559 nucleotides long. Its product is annotated as chymotrypsin-like protease CTRL-1. The transcript is spliced from 6 exons. The coding region runs from base 169 to 1161 and encodes 330 amino acids. Lineage: Eukaryota; Metazoa; Chordata; Actinopteri; Perciformes; Gasterosteidae. Gene Ontology annotation, biological process: proteolysis. The record is from RefSeq and is a predicted model, not a curated record. Gene Ontology annotation, molecular function: serine-type endopeptidase activity.